AUGGUUGCUGCGAAGUUGUGUGCCGUUGAUUACCUUUCUGUAGUACGUCGUCUCAAUUUCAUCGUCGAGUUUUCGCUUGAAGAAGAUAUCAAGGAAAAGCAGCUGCUACUCUUGUUAUUCUACCCUCCUGAAUUUUAUCUCAAGAAAGAUUUUAAUGGUACUUACGUGGUUAAGCCUGUCAGUGGGAUUAUCGAUUGGGUCCCGACGAAAAUAUCACCACCGGAUUCUGCUCUCUUCCGGGAUAAAAACGACUGUUCUUCCAGCCCCCGAUGUCUUCCAAAUGUUGCUUCGCAAAUGAUGCCUUUGAAGGUUGUUACGCCGCUGAUGCGAUCCAAUCCCACCAGCCUCCUGGCUUCCAGUGUGUUGAAGCCAGAACCGAAUGAGGAAUCAAUGAGCACGUCAGAACUUCGUCUCUACAGGGCUUGUAUCUCGAACGGCGUCGAUGUCUCUAGUUGGCCCGUGCAUGAAGAAGCAGGCUAUAAGGACAAAAUAGAAAAAUUUCGACUCCUAAACCGACAAGCUAGAGCUCGGGUUCGAAGGAAAGUCGCACCUCCGUCGAAGAGUCGGCAAGCGAGUCUUGGGGAGGCUGCUCAGCCAAUGGAUCUGAGUAUUCCUGAGGACAGCUCUAGGAUGUCCUCCACAGGUAGCAUCCCCCUCAAUCCUCCCAUCCCGCCAGUCGUGGUGGCAAACAUCUCUGGCUGGGUUCUACCGGUUCAGACCCCUACGGUGGCGAACGAAGAACCAGCAGCGAACCGUAUCCUCCUCCUCCAAAAUACGUCAUUCCCACCCAUUCUCCCGCGACCGCCGAUGGACCCACCUGCACCUUCGCUCUCCUCCAUUUUUUUCUUAUCCUCCCACAUCCCUCUGCCCACACCGCCUUCCUCGUCGUCCUCCAGUUCGGUCCCGUCUGAGCGAAAUCAUCUGCAGGCGCCAGCACUGCUGCCAGAUGAGCCGACCACGGACAAUCAGCUCCCGCCGAAACCUUCAUCAUCGCCUAAGGCGGCUCGCAAACGCAAAUCAACUAAACCCAUGCGCCGCCUUUUCCUGAAGGAUCUGGUGACUCCGCAAACAUACACUCCUCCUGUAAGUUGA
Messenger RNA from Dibothriocephalus latus, 1092 nucleotides. The record is from the annotation of a GenBank genome assembly. Lineage: Eukaryota; Metazoa; Platyhelminthes; Cestoda; Diphyllobothriidea; Diphyllobothriidae.